AUGCUGGAGGCGCUGGACUCGGAGGCCACCUCCGGGCUCUUGGCGCAGGACCGGAGCGUGACGGAGCACCUGCGCUUGCUGAAGCACCGGCUCUAUGAGCCCUUCGGGUUCAACCUCGCCUCCCGCACCCAGCUGCUGCUUCGCCUCAGCGGCGCCGAGCCCGCGGAGGCGCAGCCUGCACCCAGCGCCCAGGAGGCGGACGCCUUUCUGGCGCUCAUGGGCCGGAAGCGCGUGUGCCUCCUGCGCUUCCUGGGGACCUGCGGCGGCACCCUGCGGCUGCUGCCCAAAGCCCCCGAGGAGCCCGAGGUCACCAUGAGCGCCUGUGUGGAUCUGCAGGUGGUCUUCCUGACCCGACAGUAUGACUACCAAUUUGAUCCAGAUGGAGAAUGUCUGGUGUUGCAGAGCUUCUUCCUUGAGGAACCUUUGCAGAUGGUCUUUCAACAGGCUGGGAAGGUGCAGUUGCCCAAGAGCAAGUUGGUGCCGAAAGGCCAGCAGGUGCUGGUCAAGGGAAUGGCGUCGCGGGAUCCUUGUGAGGCCGACUUGCACGAGAAGCUCUGGGCCGCAGUGCGGCACGGCGGCUGCGACGGCUUCCUAGAGAUCCCCAAGACCAGGUUUGAUGUGGAUCAGUACGUGGACUACGAGGAUCAGCAGAGAGCCAUGAGCAGCUUCAAGAGUUACUGUCGUCACCAGGGUCACAUUGAGGGCAUCGAGAUCUUUGAUGCCGCCUUUUUCAACCUGCCGGAGCAGGACGUGCGCGGCAUGGACCCAGAGCAAAGGAUCUUUAUGGAGACAGGUUGGAUGGCGAUGAGCGAUGCGGGCUUCCGACGCGAGAAGGUGAGGGUGGACUCGGCACACCUGGGAUGUUUCGUGGGCAUCAGCGGCUCUGACUGGCGGGAUGUCUGCCGCGCGCCAUCUGCCAAUGGCGUACCGGAGACCUUCAUUGCGAAUCGGUUCAGCUACGUCGUGAACCUCAAGGGCCCCAGCUUCAUCGUGAACACCGCCUGCAGCGCCUCCCUGGUGGCGCUGCACAGCGCCAAGACCCACCUGCUCAUGACCCAGGACCCGCUAGAUGGCGCAGUGGUUGCGGGCAUCAGUCUGAACGUGUCUCCCAGCACGUGGAUCGGCAACUGCGCAGGCGCGAUGCUGUCCUUUCGCGGGCGCUGCUUCAGCUUUAACAACACUGCGGACGGCUACGGUCGCGGGGAGGGCAGCGCCGCCUGCGUGCUGUCGCGGGGCAAGUACGACCGCGACGACGACUCCAUUUGCGGCAUGGUGGCGGCGAGCCACACCAACUCCGACGGCCGCUCCGCGAGCUUGACGGCGCCCAACGGCCCCGCGCAGCAGCGCCUGCUGCGGGCCGUGCUGGGGGAGGCGAAGCUUUCUGCCAGCCAGAUGGACAUCUACGAGGCCCAUGGCACUGGCACUUCGCUGGGGGAUCCCAUCGAGAUCUCCGCCGUGAAGAAGGUUCUUGUGCCCCGGGACUAUCCAGUGAUGAUCUCCUGCUCCAAGCCCAACCUCGGGCACCUGGAGGGCGGUGCUGGCUUGUCCGCCUUCUGCAAGUGCAUCCUCGCCUGCAUGCACGCGGAGGCGGCAGGCAACCAGCACCUGAGAGUUCAGAACCCCAACCUCGACAUUGAAGGCUGGCCCUCCUUUCUGCUGCAAGAGGCGGCACCACUGAAGAACGAGGCCUCCUAUGUCGGUGUCAGUGGCUUUGGAUACGGCGGGACGAACAGCCAUGCCACAGCUUUUGGCAUGAACGUGGUUACCUCCCGUGCGCAGAACGCCAAGACCAUGGUCACGCAGAUCCUGCGGUCGGCGCGCCAGAAUACGCCGGAGGUGACGAUGGUGGGCGACAACUAUGAGGAUUGGCACUCCACUGGGCUGCCGCACCUCUCUGUGAAGCCCGGUCAGGGCUACCAGGUUGAAGUGAUGGACGAUGGCAGAUCCGUGUGGCAUCAGAUGGCGCCCUGCAAGCCUCGGGGCUGCUCCUCGAUGGCGAUCAUGGGCUCCUUCAACGGCUGGACACCUGAGCCCAUGUCUACGAGGGAGCGGGCGGGGCUCUACAGCUACGAGCUGACCUUGGGAAGCACCGGCGAGGAGUCCUUCCAGGUGCUGGUGGAUGGGCUCCUUUCCCAGGUUUUACACCCCACCUCGCAAAAGUGCACCAGCCGCGUGAGCGCGGUGGCGGGGCCGCGCGACAUCUCGGACCGGGACUUGAGCUGGUUGGUCAAGGCCGGUCUCGAUCGCUCCGAAGACGUCGCCAAGACUUCCAAGCUGCCUGUCACACUGGCCAAAAGCGCCGAGGUCCUGCAGAUCUUGGUUGAUGCGGUGGCACGACGUGUGCAGGCGUAG
Messenger RNA from Effrenium voratum, 2352 nucleotides. The record is from the annotation of a GenBank genome assembly. Lineage: Eukaryota; Dinophyceae; Suessiales; Symbiodiniaceae.